AUGUUGUAUGUGUUUCUCCCACCUCCCUGUUAAAGAGGGUGGUGGGAGAUGCUGAUGCAACCGGAGGAGGGGGCCGACGAUCCGGCUGCUGCCAGCAGAGAGAGCCGCUGCUGCUGCCUGCUGUGAACUCCUUAUUACUACCAGAGAUAACCAGGAAUAACCUCUGGAUAUUUACCAAAGUAUCAAGCAACAGGAACAAGGAGAAACAUCAGAUCGUAGAUGUAUCUGCAGCAGAGAGCGCAGCAUGAAGAAGUCGGUGCGGCCCGCGGUGAGUAAAGCCAGCGGGGAGCGAGGGAAGGCGGAGGCCUCGGGGAACACGGGGCCCGGAAAGCCUGCAGCCAAGAGCAGCGCUGCACCUCUGUCUAAGGUGAAGAGCAACGAUGAUCUUUUAGCAGCGAUGGCCGGAGGGAAUCCUGCAUCGAGUAACGCCGUCAACAAGACCAAGAGGACGGCCUCCACCGGGACCAACGUGAGCAACCUGGACAGCAAGCCAAAGACGACAGCAGGAACUUCAUCAAGGCGUACAACCUCCUCCAAUGCCAAGGAGCCAAACUCCUCCCGAGACCGUCUCCGGAGCUCCAGGACGGCGGCCUGUAAGAAACAGCCGGGGACGGGGCCAGCGGCGGGGGAUGCAGCGGCGGCGGGGAAGCGAUCCCGCAGCCAGGUCCUGGCCGAGUCCGAAGGCCGCAUGAGCAAAUCUAAAUCUGACGGUCAGAUCAGCGACAAGGUGGCUCUGGAGACCAAAGUAAAGGACCUGCUGGGUCUGGCCAAAAGCAAAGACGUGGAGAUCCACCACCUGCGCAGCGAGCUGAGGGGCAUGAGGGUGCAGCUGGGCCUGGGGGGGAAGGAGGCCCAGCAGCAGCAGCAGCAGGAAACAAGGGAGGAAGAGGAGGAGGAGGAGGAAGAAGAGGAAGAGGAAGAAGAGGAGAAGCCGCCUCCUCAUGUGUCAGCCAUCACCGCAGCCGAUGUGGAGUCCACCCUGAUCCUCCUCCAGGAGCAGAACCAGGCCAUCCGGGAGGAGCUGAACCUGCUGAAGAGCGAGAACCGCAUGCUGAAGGACCGGCUCAACGCGCUGGGUUUCUCCCUGGAGCAGCGGCUGGACGCCUCCGACAAACUGUUCAACUACGCCUCCCUGAGCCCGGAGCUGGCGUCCGGCGGAGGGCAGAGCGAUGGAGGAGGGGCGGGAACGCUGACCUCCUCCGUGGAGGGCUCGGCCCCCGGCUCCCUGGAGGACCUGCUCACCGGACACCAGCAUGGAGGCUCCGCAGACAACCUGGACAGUGAAUCCAGCGAGGUGUACCAGGCGGUCACCUCCAGCGAUGACGCUCUGGACGCUCCUUCCUCCUCCUCAGAGUCGGAGUGCGCCCCCAGCAGGGAGCGCUCCCGACGGGGCAGCAGCGACAACGCCAGCGAGGUGUCUGUGGCCUGCCUGACGGAGCGCAUCCACCAGAUGGAGGAGAACCAGCACAGCACGGCGGAGGAGCUGCAGGCCACACUGCAGGAGCUGGCCGACCUGCAGCAGAUCACCCAGGAGCUGAACGGGGAGAACGAGCGCCUGGGAGAGGAGAAGGUGAUCCUAAUGGACUCUCUGUGCCAGCAGAGCGACAAGCUUGAGCUAUACGGCCGGCAGAUCGAGUACCUGCGCUGCCUCCUGGAGGAGCACCACAUCUCCUACAGCCUGGAGGAGGACAUCAAGAGCGGCCGCUACCUGGAGCUGGAGCAGCGCUACGGAGACCUGGCCGACAACGCACGCUUCGAGAGGGAGCAGCUGCUGGGCGUGCAGCAGCACCUGUCCAACACUUUAAAGAUGGCCGAGCAGGACAACGCCGAGGCCCAGGAGAUGAUCGGGGCGCUGAAGGAGAGGAACCACCAGAUGGAGCGCAUCAUGGAGUCGGAGCGUCAGGGCCGCGCCGCCAUGGGGGCCGCGCUGGAGGAGUACAAGGCGGCGGUGAGCAGCGACCAGGCGGAGCUGAGCCGCUGCAGAGCUCAGCUGGACCAGGAGAGGCAGCGGGUCGCUGAACUGUACUCCCUCCACUCUGCCGGGGACAAGAACGAUAUCUGCCAGCUGCUGGAGGGGGUGAGGCAGGGGAAGGAGGAGGCAGAGGCCAAGGCGGCAAAGCUUCAGGAAGAGCUGGAGAAAGCCCACAGUGAACUCACACGCCUGCAGGAGACCUUCAGUAAGCUGGACGGGGAGUACAGGGACUUCCAGGACCGGGUGCAGCGGCAGAUGACGGAGCAGGAGCGCAUCGUGGAGAAGCAGCGGGUGGACCUGCAGGAGAAAGAGACUGAGAUCGCCGACAUGAAGGAGACCAUCUUCGAGCUGGAGGACGAGGUGGAGCAGCACCGAGCGCUCAAACUCCACGACAACCUCAUCAUCACCGACCUGGAGAACUCUGUGAAGAAGCUGCAGGACCAGAAGCACGACAUGGAGAGAGAGAUCAAGAUCCUUCACCGCAGGCUGAGGGAGGAGUCGAUGGAGUGGCGUCAGUUCCAGGCCGACCUGCAGACGGCCGUGGUCAUCGCGAACGACAUCAAGUCCGAGGCUCAGGAGGAGAUCGGAGACCUGCGGCGCCGCCUGGUGGAGAACCAGGAGAAGAACGAGAAGCUGUGCAAGGAGCUGGACGAGGUCAAGACCCGCAAGCAGGACGAGGAGCGGGGCAGAGUGUACAACUACAUGAACGCAGUGGAAAGGGACCUGGCCGCCCUCAGGCAGGGGAUGGGGCUCAGCCGGAGAUCCUCCACCUCCUCGGAGCCGUCGCCCACCGUCAAAACGCUCAUCAAGAGCUUCGACAGCGCCUCGCAAAGUCCACCGGCCAACGGCACUGCCACGGUGCCUCCGACAGCAGCAGCCACUCCGCUGCCUCGCACCCCCCUCAGCCCGAGCCCCAUGAAGACCCCCCCGGCAGCCGCUGUUUCUCCCAUACAGAGACACUCCUUACCUGGCUCUAUGUCAGCAGCCAAGCCGCUCUCCUCGCUGAGCGACAAGAGGCCGAGCUACACGGACAUCAGCAUGCCAGCUGAUCACCUCCUCAGGGGAACCGGGACCAGCAGACCCCCGUCUGCCAUCCAGAGGGUCUCCAACAUGGAUUCCACCAAGACGAUAUCAGUGUCCCGCCGCAGCAGUGAGGAGAUGAAGAGGGACAUGUCUGCUCCGGACGGCUCCUCUUCCUCACUGAUGGCUCUGAGUGCUGCAUCCUCCCCCCUCUCCAUGUCCUCCUCCCCCACCGCCUCCAUCACCCCCACCGCCCGCAGCCGACUCAGAGAAGAGAGGAAGGACCCGCUGUCGGCCCUGGCCCGAGAGUACGGAGGCUCCAAGAGAAACGCUUUGUUGAAGUGGUGCCAGAAGAAGACUGAGGGAUAUCAGAAAAUUGACAUCACCAACUUCAGCAGCAGCUGGAACGACGGCCUGGCUUUCUGCGCCGUGCUGCACACCUACCUGCCCGCUCACAUCCCCUACCAGGAGCUCAGCAGCCAGGAGAAGAGGAGAAACUUCACCUUAGCCUUCCAGGCCGCAGAGAGCGUGGGCAUCAAAUGCACUUUGGACUUGAAUGAGAUGGUGCACACGGAGCGUCCGGACUGGCAGAGCGUCAUGACUUACGUCACCGCCAUCUACAAGUACUUUGAGACCUGACCCCCACCCCUUCCCCUCUUCCCCACUGCUCCUGCAGCACAAUCAGAGCCACGCCAGCCCUCCUGAGCUCUCAGCAACUGUAAUACCUCACUGACACCCCCCACACACACACCGCUGCAUGCCGGCCCUCAGUAUUAAGCGUAGACGUCGGGCUCUCCUGCUGUUACAGUCACUCUUCAGGUCUGAAGGAGCAUCGGACAGACACUCAGUGCCUUCUCCCUGGCUUUCUUCUGGGUUUGUUUUCAGGCAGAGAAUAUUCCUGAUAUUCCCAGGGUGUUCGGGGGGAUUCCUGCAACACUGACUUUCAGGGUGCAGCACAGAAAUGAUUUCCCUCUUACAAAUCUUAGCUUGUUACACGGCUAAUCCUCCACUAAUAGUCCCCUUUACAUGCACAGUGCAUCCUCACUUAUAUAUUCACAUUUUCUAACGUCGACAGAGGCUUUCUUUUCCGUUCCUUCACCCCACUUUCUGAAAGGCUUUGCAAUAUUCAUGCAUAUCCAAAACUAGUUCCUAUUCAAGUUUUUGCUAAGGUUUAAACGUGGGUGUGUUGCUUCUUCGAACACUUUGAAUACUAUGUGGACAACAUGAGUUUCUCAUGCAGAUUCAGAGCUAAGACACUACUCGAAUGCGCUGUGUACAUGUUCAAAAAAAGCUGCUAAAACCCCAAAAAUACCGAGAGAUCUGGUGUUUAUGUUCUCAUGUUCGGGGUAAAAGAGGAGUUUUAUGGUGCAUGUUAAAGUAGCCUCUUUUAAAGAUGGUCCGAGUAUUUCGUCGCUGUUUAUUUGUUCUCGAUAUUAUGCGAAAACACCUGUGUUCUACAGAAUUUCAAAGUGAAAGUCAGUAAGGUUGGAAUUCCCCUGAAACGUCCUCGAACGGGAAUUGAUUUCAGCCUCUUUGCACCGAGUCUUCCAGACGUCACCGUAAAUCGAGCUGCCUUUUUUUUUGUUUCUUCUCAAGCGGACAAAGUGCCUGUGUGACUUUUUGAUGCAGGAGGUUUUUGUUGUGUCUCUUCACUACAGUUUGUGAAGCUGAAGAUUCGAGGAGUCGUUGCCAAAUAUGUAUUCGGAGCCUUUUUGAUUGUCGAUUUCUGAUGUGUUGGGUCGCGAGGACAGAGCGACGCUGCAGUUUAAAGCACAGAUAAUAUGCUACGUUUCACAACACUGCUACACAUGGUAUUACGCGGCACUAACACACUCUCACUAUGUUUGUUUUCCACUGAAAUAUCAUGAAAGGGGACUCAUCUUUCAACAGUGUGUGGAGAUAAUGCUGAUGUGUGUGUUUGCUUUUACAUUCCCGCACACACAGCAUCGUUUCAUCAGAACCAAAAUAUGAGUGAGUAGUAUUUAGUCUUUUGAUAAAAUGUGUUAUUUUGACUUUUGGGUUCUGUUGAGAACAGAGAACUUAAGGGGAUUUCUUUUUUACCAGAUUUGUGUCAAAUUGGGACAUUUUUGUCCAUUUCUGUCCACUGAAAGAUUGGUUUGAUCAGGAUUACAUUGAUUAUAUAAGUGUCUGAUGGUAUUGUAGAAAGAAAUCAAACAUAUUUCUUCAUCUUUUACCUUGAUGUGCUGUCUGAUCAUAUCAGACAAAGAUAUGUAAAUUUCUCCCUCAAAACUCGACAGAUUUCUAAAGAAUUGUCCCGAUUGGCCUCUUCCUCGAGUCUCCAAUGACAUUUAAACUUAAUUAAAAGAUUUGUCACUAUGUUUUGCACAAAUAAAGCUAAAGGAAAGCAUCUAGUGUCUCUAAAAACCUGAGUUAGUGAGUUAGAGGGGUGAAGGUGGACAGAUUUUGUUUGUAGAUUUGGACGGAAUCAGUCCAGUCUUUAUGCUAAGCUAACUAGCGGCCAGAUGUAGCUCCAUAUUAGCAUACCGACCAACACAAAAAAUAAGUGAAAGGGUCUUUUCCUAUUAUUUUGUCACACAUUUAUUAUAUUAAUCAGAGCCAGAAACUAACUUUUAGUGGACGUACUUUGCAGUGUUUCCACUCGACACACGACUCAUCAAAAUACCUUGACACAGAACCAUGUGGAAUAAGGGUCCGGGUUGAAAAGAUACCAUGUUUCUCUGAGCCUGAGGGUGUCUCAACACAUCUCUUAGCCUCGUGUUGAGAAAGUGGGAUCUAGUAUUUGGGGAAAAAAGCUGAUUUUUUGUUUUCUAUGUCAAUGCAGCUUCUCAUGAAAGCAGUCAUUCAACUUCCUGGGAAAUUCCGGUUCUUACGAGUUAAAUGUGAAAAAUGAAACCACUUUCACGUCAGAGUGGUUUUAGUUUAUCUUCUAACCCUCGGCAAGAACAAGUGCAUCUCCCAACAUGUCAAAUGACUCCUUUCAACGUCAGAAAAAGCUGCAAAACCAUUGUUUUUUAGCACAAAAGUUCAGAAAAUUCUUUGUGCCAUUGACUUGCAUUGUGUGAUAAAGCUGGUGUUGUGUUAGAGAGGUAGUUUUUGAAAUUCCUAGUAUCACUAAACAUUACUAUAGAAAUGCUUUAUAGCACAUAAUGUCAGCAACAUCAAUGUAAUAACACUUUAAAUCCCCAUAUUUAGCAUUUAGAAGCAUUUCCUGACACUUUAAUGUAGUUUUAAGCUGCUUUAAGGAGAUUCUUCACGUUUAAUGUCCAUUAUUAUAACUUCUCCUAUCAAUAUAAUGUGCAUUAUUAUAUUCCCUUCAUUAUCUCCAUAUGGGGGGUCCACAGGAGGAGUUAUAGUGACAGAAAAGCGCAUUAAUAGUCACUUAAAUGUGCCUAAGUCCACAUGAUAGUGAGUUAUAAACCACAGCUGCAAUUGUUAAUGGGUUAAUAGGAAAAUAAUGGGUGUUUUAGUUGAUAAUUGAGUCGUUUUUCAAGCAAAAGAUGUCAGAAAAUCCUUAAAUGAGCUUCUCAAAUAUGUUAAUUGAGACCAAAUCAGAUCAAAUCUGGCUUUCAGACUGAAAAACAAGACAUUUCAACACUUAUUUGAAAUUUUCUGACAUUUCUUAGAUAAAACCUCUCAUUUAGAAAAGCGAAAUGCAUUUAAUAAUGAUUAAAAAAUAAGCAGUAGUUGCAGCUUUAUUAUAAAGUAUUCAUAAAGUGCUUAAAAAUGCUAAAAUAAUGGGGUGUAAAGCUCCAUGUAAUGCUGUCUGACUGUGCUUCUCGUGCCUCUACUUGCCACUGUAUUUAUUUGCAUUGUUUCCAAUCGUUGUAGUGAGUUUAUUACCCUGAGAUAAGCUUCUUUUUUAAAUGAUAUCCAACACUAACUUCCUGCCUUAACAGCUCAGCCUUCAAACCGCUGGUAUCUCUCCUCAGCAGACAAGGGAAAUACUUUCUUUGUAAAAAACCCAGCUGCUAUCGAUAGCAGAACAUCAGAAACAACAUUUUUGUCUCGAUUUAGAAGCACAUCCUGCUCGGUGCCAAGCCACGUCUCCACACUGCAGCUGCAGACGUUCAGAGAUAUGGCCUGCAACACUUGAUACCCUCUGUGCAGGAGAGAGGGAGGUGUUGGUGACUUUCAAUAGCAAUAAUUCAGCCUCAAAGUGAUGCAUGUUGCAGCAUCUCGCUCAUUCCUGCAGAUAUUUCAAAAUAAAUGUUCCUAUUCGGCAAAAAACUUUGUACAAAUGGGGUUCAUGUUGAGCAAUACCCAAGUUAUUAGCCUUAAAACUUUGAAAAUAGGCUUCUCAGUGACUGUAUGACCAUUUAUGUAUUCAUUUCUUACUCGUAGAAGCUUGAAUUCUGAAAGAAAUGUGUGUAUUCAUCAAGGUAUUCACCCACAGACUUACAUACAUUGCAGCAUUUCACUAAAUAACGCAACAUGUCAAAGUAAAAGUUCCCAUUAGACACAACAACCUUGAAAAGAUGGGUUCCACGUUGAAGUUAUUACACUUGAAACUUAAUGAUCUUCUAAGGUGUACUUUACCUAGACAAAUACCAACGUUCAUAUCAAUUUCCUACUCCUGUUACCUUGAAGUUGCCUCCACGUUGAACAAGGAAUCAAAAAACGGAGAAAAGUUGAUGCAUUGAAUCUAGUGAGGAGAAAGAAGGCUGAAGUAAAUCAAAAACAUCCUGCAUCAUUACGUGUCUGCCUGUUGGAUAAACAAUAUUACUGAAACCAUAACAUUUAAGACGCGUAGAACACCUGCAGGAAUCGAGACGUGAAUUCAAUUGUGCAGUUUGAGGGAAGAGGGCAUGUUUUUGUCAGACUUUUCUCCAUUUGUGGAUCAUUCGGUAACCGUGGAAGCAUGCAGGUAAAAAAGCUCCGUGGUUCAAGGUAACAGCGUGAGUAACGGAUAAAAACAGCCUUGAUUUUGUGUAUGAAGCAGACACUAAAGGGUGUUGUGGUGCCAUGAUGCUAAGGGAUUAGCACCCAGCUGUUUGUGUUUGUUUGGUUGUUGUGUGUAUUAUCGCUCCCUGCAGAAAAUCCUGACACAUUUGAAUCCUCUCAGUGCUGGAAGUGUGUUUCUGCAGGACUUUACGAGGUGCAGCGCGAGUGAGUCCUGACAUUUAGGAGACCAACGCCAGAAGAAUGUCAUUCCAGGUUCACCCAGAGCCACGAGGAACACGUUGAUUAGAAGACGUCUCUAAAGGGUCCACUUCAUCACAUUCAUUUCUCUCUACUUGAAAAUGCUCUGAUGACUUCACUGAACCUGCUUUAGUUUCCAAUGUUGCCUUUGUUUUGUUUUAUUGCCACAUUUUGUGUUUUUGGUGUGAAGGAUCAUGUCCUGAUUAACGGUCCCUUUAGCAAAGGUGUGAGUGUGAGUGUGUGGGUGUGUGUGUGUGUGUGUGUGUGUACACUAAGCUACAGUGUUAAGUGCACACUACGAUGAUAAUCGGUUGUAAAGAGAAAUGAUGUUUGUUUUUGUGCUGCUUUAUUUUUUGGCAAUAGUUAUCAAAGGAAAUUGAAACAGCCUCUUGUUGUCGUUUCUGUCAUAAAGUAUAUUUCCUCUGACUAUUAUACUAUCAUUUGUAUUCUAUUUUAGCUUGUUGUUGGUCGUGCAUGAAUAUAAAAGGACAUGUUACUGUCACAGUUGGUUAUUGUGGAGCUACCUUUAUUUAAAUAUGGAAUAAUCUGCUCAUUGUUUCUCCAAUAAUCAAAUGUUUGUCAAAAUAAAGCAGAAAAAACUCCAAAUGACUAAAAA
Eleginops maclovinus (Patagonian blennie) is the source of this 8729-nucleotide messenger RNA. RefSeq names its product sperm antigen with calponin homology and coiled-coil domains 1-like a (gene specc1la). The record is from RefSeq and is a predicted model, not a curated record. The coding region runs from base 245 to 3631 and encodes 1128 amino acids. Gene Ontology annotation, biological process: actin cytoskeleton organization. NCBI's taxonomy places the organism in Eukaryota, Metazoa, Chordata, Actinopteri, Perciformes, Eleginopidae. Gene Ontology annotation, molecular function: protein binding. The transcript has 17 exons. Gene Ontology annotation, cellular component: microtubule organizing center; filamentous actin.